Molecule: messenger RNA, 390 nt
Organism: Diversispora eburnea
Lineage: Eukaryota; Fungi; Glomeromycota; Glomeromycetes; Diversisporales; Diversisporaceae
Source: the annotation of a GenBank genome assembly
AAACUUGAAGAAUUAAUGAAUGAUCGAGAAGUUAAUAGUAGUAAUAGUAGUCCUACGCAUAAUUUUAAUUUUCAUGAGACACCUGAUCAUCCUGAGGCUUAUUUCACUAGUAGAAUUUUGGAAUUUCCACAUUUGAAAGAAUUUGAAUUUAAAGAAGUAGAUUUACAAUCUCAAGAGCGAUUACAUAUUGAUGAUUUUAGGACUUCGGAUUUCAGAACUUCGGAUUUUCGAACUUAUGAUCACAAAACUGAAGUAGAUUCUGGAUUUAAAGAUGUCGAUUUACAAUCUCAAGAACAAUUACAUACUGAAUAUAAUACGAAACAAUAUCAACUUUCGUUAGAAGAUCUUCCAUUGGAUGAUGAAGUUAUUCCUUAUGCUGUAGGGUUUUAA